This is a messenger RNA of Oreochromis niloticus (Nile tilapia), 1864 nucleotides long. RefSeq lists its product as uncharacterized. Bases 1100 to 1864 code for a protein of 254 amino acids. Lineage: Eukaryota; Metazoa; Chordata; Actinopteri; Cichliformes; Cichlidae. The transcript has 12 exons. Gene Ontology annotation, molecular function: deSUMOylase activity. Gene Ontology annotation, cellular component: nucleus. Gene Ontology annotation, biological process: protein desumoylation; proteolysis. The record is from RefSeq and is a predicted model, not a curated record.
AAUUUAUUGUUAAUACUAACAACUCAUAUAUGUGGUUAAAUUAAUUUAUAAAUAUAUAUUGUUCUACUGCAGAUGGAGAACUCUUUGUUGGAACCAGAAGAGUAGUAAAAACCAUGGAUGAUGCCAGGAAGCUAUUUCAUGAGUUUCAUUCAUCUCCAAUUGGAGGACACACUGGCACACACAAAACGCUAAAUGCAGUGUGUUCCAGAUUUUACUGGUUUGGUAUGACAGUUGACAUUAAAACAUGGAUUCUGGAAUGUGACCAGUGUCAAAAAGUUCGGAAACCACUGACUGCUGUGCAACCGUUGCAGUGUAUUCAGGUGUCUGAAGUGUGGGAACUUAUUGGUAUAGAUCUUACUGGACCUCUUCCUAAAAUGUCAAGCGGCUUCCAGUAUAUACUUACUGCAACUGACUACUUUUCAAAAUGGGUUGAAGCUUUCCCAUUAAAAACGAAAUCUGCAUCUGAGGUAGCCAAUGAGAUGAAAAGACCAAUGACAACAUAAAAAGAGCCCUCCGAAAACUGGUGAAUGACCAGCAGAAUAACUGGGAUCUGUAUCUAGAUCCCACCCUGUUUUCACUGCGGUCAAAAGUACACACCACAACAAAAUACUCACCUUUUUUUCUGAUGUAUGGAAGAGAGGCAGUAUUUCCAUCAGAAGUGCCUGCUCAAGUGCCGAUUUCCAACAUCAUUCUGCCAGACGACAAAAGGUACAGUGACUAUGUACAGUCUGAAAGUGAAGCACAACAUGCAGUUAAAGAAACUGCACAAGAAAACAUUGCGAAGUCACAAGACAAGCAAAAGGUUGCAUACGCCAAGCGGGUCCUGAAAAAGUACAAAAAUGUUGUGUACAAUGUAGGGGAUCAAAUUCUGCUUCUAAAUAUGAGGAAACGUGGGCGAAAAGGAGGAAGACUUGAACCAGAUUUUUCAGGUCCCUAAACAAUUGAUGACAUCAGUGGAAAAUGUGUUAGACUGAAAAACGCUGAGGGAAAUACUUUAAAAAGUCUAUACAGUAUUGACCACAUUAAACCUUAUAGAACAAGCCACCCUGUCCAAGUCUCAACUCCAACUGAACCUGUUGAGAGUAGCCCAUCUUCUGAGAUGCAGCCUUGCAGUCCUCAGCAUCAUCCUGAAGCGCUGCAAAAUAACAGACCCUCUGUCAUACAGUUUGCACCAAAAAUAGCUCAGGUAAAAUCAGUCCAAGCACCAGAAGAGCUUGUACCAGUGACCCCCCAGAAACCCAGCACGCAAGAAAAAGUGAAGUGGCUUUGGGCUGCAAAAGACACCGGGCGUGUGGAGGCAGUCGUUGGGCCAUACAAAUUGUAUGACUCUUCUUUUCGCACACUGGAGGACAGUGGGUGGCUUUCUGAUGAGGUCAUUGAUGGAUACCUGCACUGCCUCAUUAGGAAACAAAAGGAACCCGUGUAUCAGUUGUCUUGCGUUGUUGCAACCUCUCUGUUUUCUGGGAAGUUUAAAUGUGUCACCAAGAUGUUGUUUCCAGCUGAGGACAUUUGGUUGUGCCCACUGAACUUCGGUGCACACUGGAUCCUUGUGGUUGUCAAAAUCUCCUCACGAUCUGUACUGCUGUUAGACCCUCUUGGAAAUGAAGGUUGUUAUGAAAGGAAAAUUAUGCGUAACUGGAGGAAUUUUCUGAAGAUGAAAGGAAAGGAAGAGUCCCGAGUGGAUUGGAAAAUGGAGACUCUGCCACACAACAAGCAGAUGGACUCCAGCAGUUGUGGAGUUUUAGUGUUGAAGUUUGCCGAACACUACCUUAUGAGUGGAGAGGUUACUAGGGUGCUGUCCACUCCAGAAGCCAUUGGGCUGCAACGCACAGAAAUUGCUUGCGAACUACAUGACUCAAAGUAA